Messenger RNA from Humulus lupulus (European hop), 2429 nucleotides. RefSeq lists its product as uncharacterized. The transcript has 2 exons. NCBI's taxonomy places the organism in Eukaryota, Viridiplantae, Streptophyta, Magnoliopsida, Rosales, Cannabaceae. The record is from RefSeq and is a predicted model, not a curated record. Bases 582 to 2264 code for a protein of 560 amino acids. Gene Ontology annotation, biological process: sesquiterpene biosynthetic process. Gene Ontology annotation, molecular function: cyclase activity.
AAAAAACAAACAUUUUGUCAGCCCUAAUAUUACCCGCGUGAGCCUACAAAUGGGAAUAGGAAAGAGUUAACGACAGCCUUUUCAGACACGUGACCGAGACAUCCAAAGCGACGACGUUUCCGGACAGGACUAAUGACUGCAGACCAAAUGGUUCUAUUCUUCCUCCACUCACUUUGACAAAAGUUAAAAAAAAACUUUGGCAAAAGAAGCAGCGCGUCACCGACCUUCCACAAGACAACAUUCACACCAACCAAUACCGAGUCGAUUGAGUCAUAUGGUGGCCACCCCUUUUUCUCUUUUCUGGAUUCUCGUUUAUCGUUUUUAGCUUACCAGUAUACCCCAACCCCCUCAAAAAAAGAGUUACUUUAGUUUUGAGUGAGAGACUUCAAUACUCCAUUGAAUUCAAAUCAAAGGUUUCUUCAACUUCCUGUGUUUCUUUGUUAUUCUUUAGAAAGAUUCGCAAAACAGCAAUGCAUUACUUGGCUUUGAACCUUAGUGGAACCAUGGAAGAAAAGUUACGCAUUGAGUCGUACAGGUAACAUUUUUUAUCUUGAUUGAGAGUACUGUAGCUAGGUGAGAAGAUGUCGUUGGCUGAUAAUGGAACUCGCAAAGAGGAAAUUGAGCUAAGUGUAGAUAAUAAAGAGAAGGGUCAAGCUCCUCUUGACAUUUCAGCGUCUCGAAGGACACUGCUAAGUGAUAAUAAACCUCAAAAAAAAUUCCAGAAUACCUUCACUGCUAUUCCUGAAAAGAUAAGAUUCCUUAAAUUUGGUUCAGCCGCUAAAUUCAGGAGGAUGGCAGACGAAAAAGAUGAGAUGUCCAGGUCAGUAAAUUCUUCAAGUAGUCAUGGUAUUAAAGAACGCAUAGCUGAUGUAUUUUCUCGGAAGAUUGAUUGGGUUUCGAUUAAGAAAAUGUGCAAAGAAUGGUUUAAAGAUCCAAUGAACAUGGCUUUGUUUUUAUGGAUCUUCUGUGUUGCUGUUUCGGGUGCAAUCUUGUUCCUUGUGAUGACUGGAAUGUUAAACAAGGCAAUACCUAGUAAGUCUCAGAGAAAUGCAUGGUUUGAAGUCAAUAACCAAAUUCUAAAUGCACUGUUUACACUUAUGUGUUUGUACCAACAUCCGAUAAGAAUUUACCAUCUUGUUCUUCUAUGUAGAUGGAAACCAAAGGACAUUGCUAAGCUUAGAAAAAUUUACUGUAAGAAUGGGACUUAUAAGCCUCAUGAAUGGGCUCACAUGAUGAUUGUUGUCCUGUUACUCCAUUUGAAUUGUUUUGCUCAAUAUGCUCUUUGUGGUCUGAACUGGGGUUACAAAAGAUCUGAACGACCACCCUUAGGAGUUGGCGUAUGUAUUUCUGUUGCAAUUGCUGCUCCUGCUAUUGCUGGUUUAUACUUAAUUGUUAGCCCACUUGGUAAGGAUUAUGAUUCUGGAAUCGAUGAGGAAGCACAGGUACAGAUUAGUGCUGCUGAAAGACCGGAAAAGUUAAGGUUAAAAUCAUUUGAGAGGAGAUAUUCAUUCGCACUAGUUGAAGAUGAACAGAAUGUUGAGAACAAACUGAAAUGGAGUGGGGGAAUACUUGAUUUUUGGAAUGAUAUCACCAUAGCUUAUCUCUCCCUCUUCUGUACUUGCUGUGUUUUUGGAUGGAAUAUGGAGAGACUUGGAUUUGGAAACAUGUAUGUUCAUAUUGCAACAUUCAUUCUGUUUUGCACGGCUCCAUUCUUUAUUUUUAACUUGGCUGCUGUUAAUAUUGACAAUGAGGCUGUUAGGGAGGCCCUUGGGGUUACCGGGUUAAUUCUGUGUGUAUUUGGUUUGCUCUAUGGUGGCUUUUGGAGGAUCCAAAUGAGGAAGAGAUUCAAUUUACCUUCUUAUGACUUCUGUUUUGGUCAUUCCGCAUUAGGCGACUGUACAUUGUGGCUUUGCUGUUGUUGGUGUACUCUUGCUCAGGAAGUGCGGACGGGGAAUUCUUACGACAUUGUGGAAGACAAGUUACGCACAAAACACACGGAUAAUGACAACCAGCCACCAAUUUCACCUUUGCCCCGCGAAGAUGGAGUGACUCAGUUCAGAUCUGGCAACAAUUCUCCACUAGGAAACAAUUCUAGUCCAACUAAGACUAAUUUAGCUGUUUCUUCAAGUUCCAGCAUAGUUUCAAAGGCCUAUUACAGUCCAGAGAGGCCAAUUUCUAUAGUGAGAGAAGAAUUCUAUGAAAAAGGUAAUGACGAAACUAUGAUACCACCUGAUCCACUAUUAAUACAACGAGAAGCCACAUAGUCUAAGGGAUAAAAAAAAAUCUGUGUAGCAUUAUUUUAAUAUCAUGUAUGUUCUUUUUUUCUAGAAAUUGUUGUAUCAUGUAUGUGAAAUCUGUGUGUUUUGAGUGUAAUUGGAUACUUCCAUUUUGUUUCUUUGUGAAAAUUUUACUCCCACUUUAAGGCAACA